This is a messenger RNA of Amphibalanus amphitrite, 1548 nucleotides long. Its product is annotated as protein fuzzy homolog. Gene Ontology annotation, biological process: vesicle-mediated transport; non-motile cilium assembly. The transcript is spliced from 9 exons. NCBI's taxonomy places the organism in Eukaryota, Metazoa, Arthropoda, Thecostraca, Balanomorpha, Balanidae. The record is from RefSeq and is a predicted model, not a curated record. The coding region runs from base 90 to 1373 and encodes 427 amino acids.
UCACCGGUGAAACAGGGCCCUGGCCGCGCGCUGGGGGAGGGGUUUGGGACGAUUUGUUUUAUUAUUAUGCUUUUAAUGAAAAUCUGGCAAUGCCAAGUUAUCUAUGCUGUAUAUCAUCACCAGCUGGGAUUCCUGUACUCUGCAAAAAGAAGGGUGACAUUGCCAAUCUACCAUUUCCAAUCCAGGCUGCCCUAAAUGGAGCGUUUGUUUUUGGCAAGUCAUUUGAUGUUCAUCUACUAAGUGUGGAGACAACAUGCUGCCAAAUAAGAUGGAGAGAGUUCCAGGACAGUGUGACGGUGAUCCUGAUCUGCGAGCUGUCCACCGGCGACCCCAUCCACUUGGACCAUCUGAUGGACCAGAUCUGGGACGCCAUGGUUCUCUGCGUCGGGGUCGAUGACCUCGCAAACAUGGCCAACGUCGAAAAGGUCAAACGGCAACUCAAGGGCUGCUACCGACUGGUGGAUCGCCUGCUGGACGGCCUGGAGGAGGGACACGACACCUUCUGCGACCUCACCGGCCUGCCGGACGUCAUGCUACUGCCGCCGUCCACCAAACUGCAGAUGGCGCUGGAGCUGGUGACCGAGUCAGCCGACUCUACCUACGGCUGCCUUCUGGUGCACGGCCGGCUGGCGGCGGCCACGCGCAACUGGCACCAGCUGGCCGCGCGCGACCUCUGCCUGCUGGCCAUGUACGUUCGCGCGGCCCGGGGCUCGGCCGCCGCCCGGGACGUCUCCGUCUUUCUGCCCGUCAAGAGCCCGCACGUCCCGUUCCGGCUCCUCGUCUGCCGGCUCUCCGAGGUCUCAGAAGUGUGUGUCCUCUGCGGACCGACUCCAUCCCUGGAGGAGCUCGAGCGAGAGACGGUGCGCCACUGGGGACCCGUGCUGGAGACAGUGCGCCUCCAGGAGCUGGCGCAUCCCCGCGACCUGCCUGCAUCGGUGGUGCUCGACCCGGCCCUGCUCAGUGUUCUGGUGGAGAGCGAUGCCAUCCAGCGCUGUGUGGCCUCCUGUAGCCCCCACGGCGGAGUCCCCGAGAGGCCCGCCGCCGCCCCCGCCCCCGCUCCCGCUGCCGCCGCCGCCGCCAUCGAGAGCCGCCGCCGCCAGCUGCGGGCCUUCUACCGAAUGUCUGCCAGUCAGCUGCAUCCAGGCCGAUUCGACGGCUCAGCGCCAGUGUCAGCAGACGGCGGAGGCGGCAGCGACGGCGCGCAGGCCACGGAGACCUACUCGAUAUCAGACGACCACUGCUGCUACGGCCUGCGCUCGGGACCCAACUCCGUCUACGCACUGUUCGUCAAGGACACGCCGCCCCAUGUGAUGAGGGGAGUGACUCAGAACACAUUGCAACAGCUGACUUCCAUCAAACAAGUCCGCUUCUGAGGUCCGCUGCGUCCAUGGCAUGAACAAAUGACGCCACUGUCUUCCGUCCUCCAAACGACUGUGAUAUACAUUCCGUCCUUCCUGCUACUCAUUCAGCAUCUUCACAAAGUGAAGCGCUCAAAUCGGCGUUCGUGGGCGUCCGUGUGAUUGUGCGCUGAGAGGUGACGCAUUCCGC